UAUUUCGAUACUUGUUGAUAAUCUGACUUUUUAACAGUUUCGUUUCCAUUGAACGUUUCCAAACGUUUCGCGCAACAUGAACAUGACGAGAACGAGAGGUCAUGACGAAGAGUUUGCGCGUGCGCAAUGUCGAACUGGAGUAUCCGGUCCGGAUGUGCAACUUGCAAGUGCAAGUCUCCCAACCUUUUCGAGAAAGAGGGGAAAUUCGGAAUCCUGCCUUGAACUCGUCGUCGCGCGACAGGACGAGCUUUCCCGAGGACGGAUAUGGCGCGGAUUGGUCCGGAUUCACGGAGCGGCGUACCGUCGUGAGGAAUGCACGUACGUCGAAAUCAGCAGCGAAUCGUCGCGUUCAUCGUCGCCGCGCUCUCUGGGAACGAGAGGAUCCCCCUGCCAUCUCCCCGCCCCGCCCGUGCGUCGGUCGCCGUCGGUGACUAGGAGUUAGGAGCGUUUGGUAGGAGAGCAUCGAGAAAGAGAGGAGGAGUACUUCGGUGUUCCGUCGAUAUCAGUCGACAUGGCCGUCGUCGAGGAGUUCGAUUACCUGUGCCGCCUGUGCGCGGCCAAGACUGGUCUCCUGAUGGGUCUGCCGAUAUUCGAGGCCGGCGAUCAGAUGCGUAACAUCGACAAGAAGAUAGCGGCUUGUCUGCCGGUCCAGGUGUCACUGACAGAUCAACUGCCAAAAGUAGUUUGCGAAGAGUGUGCAUACAAAUUGGACCAGUUGUUUGAUUUUCGUGAAAAAUGCCUACUCACAGAGGGCAUGUUCAUGGAAAUGUUGAAAGAGAUUGGAAAAGAGAAAGUCGUGCACAUAUCGGAGCAUGAUCUGGCAAGUGUGGAUAACAUGGGCACAAUUCAGAGAAAUCUAAAUAGCAUACAGAUUAAUAACGAAAAUGUACAAAGCCAUUCGGCUGUGGUUCACGAGGCUGCGGAAUCUACUAUACACACGAUGCAAGUGAUAGAUGAGAUGGACCUGGCUGGUGGUGAGCAAGUAGUCACUCAGGAAGAAAUGGCUCAGCAGGAUGCAGAUAUACAGGGUAUUGACUGUCUGGAUGGUGACACCGUACGAAUGGUUGACGAACAUAUACGAGAGGUUUCAAAUCAUCAGAUUGCAAUGCACUUGGAUAGCGACAUAACUGUAGUAGGAAACCUGGACGGCCACUUGAGUCAAUUAGGGAUAAAUUAUGUUACUUCUAUCAAUCCUGACGAUCAAAGCCAGGAGCAAAUAGUGCAUUACUGUGAAAAUGUAAAAUAUGAAACGGAUCCAAUAAAGCAGGAAUACCACAGAUUGCAAGAUAGAUUAACCACGGAAGAGUCUCAGCACGUGACUCUUGGCAAAAAUGAUGUACCAGUAGAUAAUUUUGUCUCCCCCCAAGCUGAAACAGAAAGUGAAAUAGAAGAAUCUUGCAUGAAUGAAAAUGGAACUCGCGAACACGUGGACUCUGUGAACUUACCAUCUACAAGUCAGAUAAAUGGCGUACAUUGCGAAAUAAUGGUUAAAUACACGAAGAGGGCGAAACAAGCAUUAUUGGAAUCUACGGUCGGCAAUCCUACUAUUGACGAGACUGGUUCGCACUGGUAUGUGUGCCCCUUCUGCAACGAGGCAGCUUUAGAGACGACCAAUCUAGCCGCACAUUUCGAGCAGCAUUUCUGCUGCUGUCCUUGUGGCUUAUAUUUUACUAGUGUUGAGGUAUUAAAUCUACAUAAAGAAGAAUGCGAUGUGUAUAAAACUGAAGCAGUCGAUAAGGAGAGAAAGAACGCACAGUUAAACGUAGUAUCAUCGCAAGAUAGCAAUGACAAUCGGGAGGUGGAAGGGCAGAAGAAACAAUCGACGGUGAGGCGGAAAUGGACCGCGAAGGUGUGCACAGAAUGCGGCAAGCAAUACAAAUCAAAUUACAAGUUACAGGAGCACAUGCGCAAGCACACAGGCGAGAAACCGUUCCAGUGUACGACAUGCGAUAAGGCGUUUCGCAGCAAGAUCGGCCUCGCGCAACACACGGCUACACACACGGGCCAAUUCGACUACAACUGCUCCACGUGCGGCAAGGGAUUUCAAUGCAAGAGCUAUCUCAUCGUACACCAAAGAGUGCACUCAGACCUGAAGCCGUAUUCGUGCACCAAGUGCAGUCAGAAUUUCAAGACAAAGCAAUCUUUGCUCGAUCACGAAAAUCGUCACCUCGGCGUGAAGCCAUAUAUGUGCGAGAUCUGCGGCCGCGGUUUCAUUACCAAGGGUCUUUGCAAGAGCCAUCAGAAGAUACACUCUGGUACCGACAAUCGUCAGUACCCAUGUGCAGUCUGCAACAAGAUGUUCGUCAGCAAGAGCUAUCUGAACACGCAUUUACGCAUACACACGGGUGAGAAACCGUAUCUGUGCGAGGUAUGUGGCAAGGGAUUUCUUACGCGGGUUGACCUGAGAAUCCAUUCAACUAUGCACACCGGCGAGAAGAGUUUUAAAUGUGAGAUGUGCGGGAAGGUGUUUGCUCGACGCGCGGCGCUACGCUGCCACCGACGGUCGCACACGGGCGAGCGUCCUUACAGAUGCGAUGUCUGCAACAAAACGUUUACGCAAUUCAGCCCGAUGGCGAUCCACAAGCGCCUACACACUGGCGAGCGGCCGUACGAGUGCGAAGAGUGCGGCAAAGCCUUUGUGUCCAGAUCGACCAUGAUGUCGCACAGAAAGAAGCAUCACGUCACGACCACUGUACAAAAGGAGGCAUCUGUACCGCAUAAUGAAAACGCGGAAGUCAAGAUUCUCCUCUCUGAUAUUAUAGUUAGAGAUGCGCACGAUGGGAUUCAAAUCACUACGGAUUGAAGUCCUGAUAGGAAAUACUCCUUCGAGUAGAAACUCACAGAAGCGAAUCACAUUCAAGUGUUAGGUGGGACGUAAUCUGGGUGCUAAGAAAAUUUCAUUCGCAUUUGUUAAAUAACGAACUGCUUUCAUCACCACAAUGUAUUCUGUCAGUGUACAUUUUCAAAAACUUUAUAUAAAGAUAUUUUUACAAGUAUAGUUCUUGUGGUAUAUGGAGAUUGAAAGUUAUUAUAUAUUGAAUUAUUGAGAUGCAACAUGAUUUUAUUGAUAGCAUGAUGAUAUUCUAUAUCAUCUCUUAACUUUUUUUUCGUGGUAUCACAUUGUAAUUUCAAAUCAUGUAAAUACAAGUUUUUUAUAUCAAUAUCUACAUUGCUCCUUCUGAAACAUCUAAUGAUUUUAUUUGUCUACGAACAAAUAAAAUAAUUCUAAAAUUAACAAGAUUCAGCAUGAGCAAUAAACGCGUUGUUUUAGUUUUCAAAAGAUUGUAGUUAUUAAUAAAUUUUAAAGUCAUAUAUAUAUAUAUAUAUAUAUAUGUAUCACAUGAUUUUUUUAAGUAAUUAAUAAUAUAAAAAAAUAUCAAAUACUUGAUUUUGAUUUUCACAAUUAAGUUUGAAUAAAAAAUAAGAGUAUAAAAACGUAUCAACGAGUAUUGGAGAUUUAUGUAUUAAUGUAUAAAAUCCACGAUUUUUUUCUUAUUCCACUCACAAGUAUAUAUAUAUACAUUUGCGCAUUAGAGUUUUCUUAGAUUAAUACAUCUUUUAUAUAUUUCUGAAUUUUCACUUGUUCAUAAAAAAAGAACAUUAACAUUGUAAGGGCCAAUUGUUCCAACUUCUUGAUAAAUUUAUGUAUCAGAUAAGCAUGUGUCUACCUUCAUUUUUUCAAAAUAAAUAAAGAUACAUAUUUAUCUGAGAGGUAAGUUUACUAAGAACUACUUUGAACAACCGACCCUUAGAAAAGUAAGAUAUUUUCUUAUAGAUAUAGUAGAGUAAAUAUUAGUAUUUACUACUAUAUCUAUAUUUAUUUAAUAAAAUACUAUUUAAUGAAUUGCGAAGGCUGAUGCUUACGACGAAACGAUGAUGAACAAUGCUUUUGUAAUUAUAAAUACUUUCUGAAUCAUCACAAAAUAAUCCAACAAAAAGUAGAUAUAAUUAUUACGAACAAUUGUAUAUUUUUAUACUGCUACCAGGAAACCUCUCGAUAAAUAUAAAUCAGCUUUCUGCAUUACACAAAGUAGGAAAUUGUGAUAUACGCGAUAAAAUAAUUGAAUAUAUUAUAUUUGUAAAAUUAAUAAAUGUAAUAUUAUCAAAGUCUUGAAAGAAAAUAUAAAAAGCUUUACAUCGA
Molecule: messenger RNA, 4141 nt
Organism: Monomorium pharaonis (pharaoh ant)
Lineage: Eukaryota; Metazoa; Arthropoda; Insecta; Hymenoptera; Formicidae
Product: zinc finger protein 571
Exons: 4
Coding region: 512-2803 (763 amino acids)
Biological process (GO): negative regulation of transcription by RNA polymerase II; regulation of immune system process; regulation of cytokine production
Cellular component (GO): nucleus
Molecular function (GO): zinc ion binding
Source: RefSeq, a predicted model, not a curated record